AGGGGGCGGGGCUUGUAGUGCGGAAAGUGACGCUGCAGGAGGCUGGAGAUUGCUAGUCAUUUUCAUCACCAGCAUAGCAACAAAAAAAAAAAAAGAAAGAAAAAAAGAAAAAAUGGAUAAAAACAGUACAACGUUCCCCGUCCAGCUUUAUAUUUACGACUUGUCAAAGGGAAUGGCGCGCCAGCUCAGCCCGAUAAUGCUCGGGAAGCAGCUUGAUGGAAUUUGGCACACGUCCAUCGUGGUGUACGGAGAGGAGUUCUUCUUCGGUGGUGUCGGGAUCUCCAGCUGCCCUCCGGGUGGGACGAUGCUCGGGCCGCCCGAUACGGUGGCGGAGCUGGGCAACACGGAGGUGAACGAGGAGAUCUUUAUGGACUACCUGUCAUCGCUCGGAGAAACCACGUACAGAGGGGAGAGAUACAGGUUGUUUGAGCACAACUGUAACACCUUCACUAACGAAGUGGCUCAGUUUCUAACAGGCCGGAAGAUUCCUGCUUACAUCACGGACCUGCCGUCUGAAGUGCUCUCCACGCCGUUUGGUCAGGUCCUGAGGCCGAUCCUGGACUCCAUCCACAUUGCGCCCCCUGGUGGAAGUGUUAUCAACAGCCAGAAUAAUCACAGCUAGGUCUCCUUUCACCAGCGCCGCACUCACACACUCACACACACUCACACACUCACACUCACACACUCACACACUCACACUGGCAGCUUGUGUUUGUGUUUAAACAGUCAUGUUGGGUUGAGACUCGGGGAUCGGGUGUGUGCUGUCGUUUGUUUCCUGCUCCUGCUGUACAGACACACGCCUCUGAUCCUCGGCUCUGAUCCUCACGCCGCAGUCCUGAAGCCACAGUCAGGGAUCUCAUUACUCCAUCUCCGUAUACGCCCAGCUGCCGCUCCAUCAGGUCCACCUCCACUCGCUGUACUCCACUGAGUAUUGCACCCCGUCUGCCCCGUCCAUGAAGGAGGGGAAGGGGGGAGACAGUCGCUGAGCAGACACGAGCCGCGCGCCCGGUCUUGAUCUGCCGCUCGUCCACAUCAUACAGACGUCUCUGUCUCCCCGGCGGCGUUUUAACUGGAGAAAGAAACCACGUUCAGUUUCAUCAUUCACCAUUAUACGAACCAUUUCUUAACUAUGGGAUGAAUCAACUGAAUCAAUUGAAUCACUUAACAUUUGUUAAGUAUGGAAUGAAUCACUUGAAUCAACUGAAUCAUUUACAUUUGUUAACUAUGGGAUGAAUCAGUUGAAUAAGUUGAAUCAAUUGAAUCACUUACAUUUGUUAACUAUGGGAUGAAUCACUUGAAUCAAUUGAAUCACUUACAUUUGUUAACUAUGGGAUGAAUCACUUGAAUCAUUUAAAUCACUUGAAUCAACUGAAUCACUUACAUUUGUUAGGUGUGAGAUGAAUCAGUUGAAUCAUUCAAAUCAGUCAAAUCACUUACAUUUGUUAGCUACAAGUUUAAUCAGUUGAAGUCGGACAAAUUAAUCAAAUCACUCACCUUUUUUGUUAUUUAUGAGAUGAAUCACUCGAAUCAGUCAAACCGUUUACCUUUGUAAAUGAUUCCGGCCAUGUUGGUGAAUGGAAUUAUGGGAUUGUCUACAUUGUAAAGGACGCACGGGACGCUGGGUCCAAAUUCUGCAGCUGAUUUCCUGCCUUCUGAUUGGAGCACAGUGAUGAUUCAGGUGGUGUUCAUUCUCAGCACAGCAGUGCCACUGAUGUGGACGUGUGUGUGUGUGUGUGUGUGUGUGUGUGUGUAGUACAGUUACGAGUGUUAUACAGAUGAACAGAGCAGCUGCAAGAACCAUGUAUUUAAUAAUAUGGGAACAGUGUGUGUGUGUGUGUGUGUGUGUGUGUGUGUGUGAAAAUGAAUCCUUGAUUGUGGCACUUACAAUUCAGUCAUGCUCCUUUUUAAAAAAAAAAAAAAAAAUUCAGAGUGUGUUAAAAU
Molecule: messenger RNA, 1941 nt
Organism: Pangasianodon hypophthalmus (striped catfish)
Lineage: Eukaryota; Metazoa; Chordata; Actinopteri; Siluriformes; Pangasiidae
Gene: desi1a
Product: desumoylating isopeptidase 1a
Exons: 6
Coding region: 113-622 (169 amino acids)
Biological process (GO): protein modification by small protein removal
Molecular function (GO): peptidase activity
Source: RefSeq, a predicted model, not a curated record